CCCAACACCGUGCACUGUGAUAUAAGAGUUCCUGAAGGAGGAAGUGAAGGUGAUUCUGGACUCUAGAGAACAUGGAGACAUCAGUGGAUCAGACGAGGGAUGGAGUCUCAUUCACCCAGAGUAACCCUCUGUUUGAGAUGUCACACAGCAGGACUGACCUCUACAGCUUCCAGCCUGACGAUCUGAAGCCGGCAAGGCCCAGAAGACAGUGGUGUUUUAUUGUGAUUGUUGUUUUCCUCCUCUUGCAGACCUUCCUUAAUGCUUUUCUCAUUUAUAAAGUUAUCACGUUGGAGUCUUCAUCGUCUAAUCCCAGGUUGGAAAAGCUGACAUCCAAUCCCAUCCAAUCUCCUGAUGACCACAUUCAAACUCUCCUCUACAACAACAGUGAAGAAACCAAGACCCUGAAGGGCCAUCUAUGGGCCCUGGAGAGCCAGGUCAACAGCCUGUGUGGAGAGGAGGGUCAGCUGGGCAGGCUGCUGUCUGACCUGAACCUGCUCAACACCAGCACCCACAACCUGGAGGGCAAAGUGACAACCAUCAGCCUCAUACCAGGACCUCCAGGUACAGAUGGGCAUACAGGCGCGCCAGGUAUCAAAGGUGACAGUGGUGUUGCUGGCCCUCCAGGACCAAAGGGUGAAAUGGGACUCAAAGGCCAACCUGGGGAGCAGGGAGUUGCUGGUGAAGUUGGUCCAAGGGGUUCACCUGGGAUCCCAGGGGCCCCUGGGAAUCAAGGACCAGGUGCAAGGGGAGAGAAGGGAGAACCCGGGGCCCAAGGUAUAAGUGGACCCCCUGCUUUCAAUGGAACUGAAGGUCGUCCUGGACCACCAGGACCCAAAGGAGACAAGGGAGACCAAGGAAAUCCACCAGAGUUAACUGUGCGUCUUGUGCCGGGGAGAGUCCGAGGGCGAGUGGAGGUGAAGCACAAUGGAGUCUGGGGCACCGUGUGUGAUGAUGGCUUUGAUACUGUGGAUGGCAAGGUGAUCUGUAAAAUGCUGGGCUUCCAAACGGCCAUUUCCACCUUCACUGCCAGCCCGGGGGCUGGUAGGAUCUGGCUGGAUGAGCUCAAAUGUUUAGGAACAGAGUCCGACAUCUUCAGCUGCCGACACAAAGGAGUUGGUGUUAACAACUGCCAACACAAUGAGGAUGCCGGAGUGCACUGUGCCUAGACUGACACCACACCGAAGACCAACAAGAAAAAUGUGUUCCAAGCGUUGCACACAGUUUAAUAAGCAUGCAGGGACAAGCUAACUGGCAGGGAUCAGAGACACACACACACACACACGUAAAGAUAUACACGCACACAUUACAUGCACACGGCUCACUGGGGAUAUAAGCAUGCAACAGUGCCACUACUAAUGAUGUUCACAGCUGUAUCUCAUUACAUAUUCAUAAAACACAGCAUCAAACUGCAUUCGCUUCUAAGUUUCCAACAUUACUUAACACACCAGCCUAAAUGACCGUGUACUGUCAACACAAAAUCAUGCUCAUAUCACUUAACUGGAAUAAAAUUUCCAGGCAUCAUUUCUCCACCAACAUCUCCCAAUGAGGCUGCGCUGCGACCGUGAUGCGUUGUCCUCAUUAAUCCCCAUCCUCCUCCACUGGGCCUCUCUUCCUUUCAGUGACAUGUUUGCCAUCACCUUCCAUCCAUCACGCAACACGUGAGUUUGCAAAGGUGAGCAAAGAUGAAGAGGUCGGACAGGAGUCGUGCUGAGAAAUGGUUUCUGACACGGCUCGGUCACGUUUUCCAAGAUGUCUCAGGGAACAUAUUGAUACUAAUGUCGAGUUCACAUCACAGACGAUAGACUCAAAGUAGUAAUCACUUCGAUUGUUUAAGAAGUUACCUUUUAUGUCUGAUGUCACCUUCAUCACUUCUAUAAGGAAGCCCUGAGAAGCAAGUGAUUUCUCUCCUGUGUUUAUGAAAUAAAACAGCUGAACAAAG
This is a messenger RNA of Anarrhichthys ocellatus (wolf-eel), 1939 nucleotides long. RefSeq names its product macrophage receptor MARCO-like. Gene Ontology annotation, cellular component: membrane. Lineage: Eukaryota; Metazoa; Chordata; Actinopteri; Perciformes; Anarhichadidae. The transcript is spliced from 11 exons. The record is from RefSeq and is a predicted model, not a curated record. Bases 72 to 1166 code for a protein of 364 amino acids.